Molecule: messenger RNA, 3291 nt
Organism: Labrus bergylta (ballan wrasse)
Lineage: Eukaryota; Metazoa; Chordata; Actinopteri; Labriformes; Labridae
Gene: rhoab
Product: ras homolog gene family, member Ab
Biological process (GO): small GTPase-mediated signal transduction
Cellular component (GO): cytosol
Molecular function (GO): GTPase activity; GTP binding; protein kinase binding
Source: RefSeq, a predicted model, not a curated record
GUAAUUCAUUGUAUCAGUUCGAGAGAGAGACGGGAGGUAACAACGAGCGACUCGACUGGUCUACUCCGGGAAACACUGAAAAAUCCGACUCUUUCGACAUAAACUGAAGGGAUGGCAGCCAUCCGUAAGAAGCUGGUGAUAGUGGGGGAUGGAGCUUGUGGGAAGACCUGUCUUCUGAUUGUCUUCAGCAAGGACCAGUUCCCUGAGGUCUAUGUCCCCACCGUGUUUGAGAACUAUGUUGCUGACAUAGAGGUGGAUUCCAAACAGGUGGAGUUGGCUCUAUGGGAUACUGCGGGUCAGGAAGACUAUGACAGGCUGAGACCUCUCUCCUAUCCAGACACUGAUGUCAUCCUCAUGUGCUUCUCCAUAGACAGCCCAGACAGCUUGGAAAACAUUCCAGAGAAGUGGACCCCAGAGGUCAAACACUUCUGUCCCAACGUUCCCAUCAUCCUGGUAGGAAACAAGAAAGACCUGCGUAACGAUGAACACACACGCAGAGAGCUGGCCAAAAUGAAGCAGGAGCCAGUAAAACCAGAGGAAGGCAGAGACAUGGCCAACCGCAUUGCAGCAUUCGGUUACAUGGAGUGCUCUGCAAAGACAAAGGAUGGCGUGCGGGAGGUGUUCGAGAUGGCCACCAGGGCGGCACUGCAGGCCCGCCGAGGCAAGAAGAGCAAUAAGUGUGUACUGCUGUAAAAUGGCAUACACAUUUGGACUGUUACCCCCUUGGGCUUCUGUACCCGGGGGCUAGGGCUCGGGAGGGACUGGGGGAAAACUAAACGGGAGAGAGAGGGAAGGGAAGAAAAAAAAGUGCAGUUCAUGACUACCGCUGUAAAGUGGCGGUUUGUUGGACUGAAUUUACCCUGGGACUUGAAUUCGGGAAGCUAUGAUGGAGAUGGAUGGGUGGGGGGAUUUUUUGGGGGCGGGCAGGAAGGAGCACAUUAAAUGACUAUCGCUGCAAACCGUUGGACACUUUAACGGUGGGUUUACCAAUAAGGUGGGGAGGUUGUACCAGCCACCAGCCAAACGCUGGUACAUUUUGUCUUCUGAACAAACCACUUACUGAUUAAGAUAAUUGGGAGAUCCCAGUCCUGUCUAAAAUUCUAGCUGACAUAUAGAAGUGAUUAUUGGUGAAUUGUGGGAUUACAGUGACUGAGUGUCAGUGCUUACAACAAACAGGUUUAGAUUAUUUGACACAUGGGAGUUGCAACCAGACAGCACAGUAAAUAAGUACCACCUUAAACAGCCACCAGUGUGCUAUUUAUCUCCAGGUGUGCCUACCUGGAUUUAGGGCUAUGUCUUGUAGAGUUGGACAGUUGAAGGGAUCUGAGGGAUGAUGUGCUGUGGUGUUUGUUGUGACCAUUAUGGGACUGUACUCAUCAAAUCAGGGCAGAUUAGAUAGUUGUGCACUUUCAGCUAAUGUUUAAUGCUGUAGUUACCAGGACAGGUUAUUUUAACAGCCAAUAAAGUAGACAAAUCCACAAUCUACUCAAUCAGUCAACUGCUUCUUUAAAUGGUGCUUGAAGCACGUGUUGCAAUUAUUUCAUGGACCAAAAAAAAAAAGAAUAUACUUUCAAGACAAGAAAGUUUGUACUGACACAGUUGUUUGAUCUACGUUGUUAAAUUAAUGGUCACAUGCCGUCACGUGCUCAGACCAUUUGUAUCUUAUUAUCUGAGGAGAGUGGAGCUCCAUGCUCACGUGUCCAGCUUAGUCUGUCACUGUGGCUAAUCCCAUGCUUACAGACUCACUGUGACAAACACAGGCAAAGUUACCUGGUUGUUUGAAACCAACAUUUGGCUAUCACUGCAUGUUUAUAAGUGAAACUUCUUUGUGAGCAUCAUGAUCUCAUCUGUAAUUAUAAACUGGCUCUCACCACCACCUGUAGUCCAGUUGCUGCUUUGAACAUGCAGUACCUGAGCAGUGUUGUAGUAUGCACUGUAACUGUAACUUUUUUUCCCAGAGAGCAGCAUUGUUGGUUUGUCUACUUUACAAAUGUUAGUUGAAUUGUAUUAGUGGCAGGAUAACUGUGGUCCCUCUGAAUGACAAAGGUAGCUUCCUCCCCUGCAGAGUACAACCAGAGCAACCUCUGCCCUGGCUCAGCUGCCAUCCCUUCCACUUCCACAUAGCUGACUGCUGAUGCUCAUCUCCCCCCAGGCUUUAGACCAGGAUGAAGAACAAGGAGAGGAGAGAAUUGUUUUUAUAUGCGCUCCAACCGCUGAUAUCUGUAUUACAGAACCGUUUCUUUUAUAAAGGUCAAAUGUAAAAUAUGAUUAUGAGUGGAAAAAAAUGUGCCUGAGAUGGAACUUGUUAUCCACCAUGCUCGUCAGCCUUUAUUGGUUUACUGUUGGUAUCUGCCACCUGCAUGAACAGUUUAUCUCAAAAAGACAAACCUGACACAUACGGCAUGACCUUUUAUACAGAAUCAUGUGCAUGGAAAUACAGGAAUGGGCAGGUUGGACAGCCGGUUAAAUUUUGAGGGUAAAACAUGGCAAUAGUCUUCAGUUACCAGCAUAGUGACAAUUAACUACCUGCUGUAUAAUGGAAAAGUUUCAUUUCUAGGUCUUUCCGUUAUAAAAAUAAUGAGAGCGACGGGCUAUAUUUGGGAACAUUCAGCCCUCUCUGACCCUUCAGUGUUACGCUGCCAGGUUCAGGGACUCUCUCGACAGUGCACCCUCCUGUUUUUCUCCCUGGCCUACUGGGAGGAGCCUGUUCCAGAAACCCAGUUUUGUGAUGUUUUUAAACUUUAUUUCCUGAUUUUUAAAAGAGAAACGUCAUAAAUAUGUUGUCUAUCAGUAUUUAAAAUAGGAGGUGGACGAUAGGAGACUGCUUAUGUGUGGCUUUCGUUUAUUCUCAUGUGCUUUAACCGAAGUUUCCUGAUGAUUUUCUCUGGGGUGUAACGACCUGUCAAUCAUCACUGCCAAAUGCUGUUGUUGGGCAGUCAGGAGAAAGGCUGGCCUCUCGGCUGCCUGUGUAGAGCAUCGCUAGGACCACAUGUGCUGGCUCUUUUGCUGUUUGUUUUAAACACAAACAAAAGACAAAAAAAGAAAAAAUCAAUGUAUGUCUCCUUAUUCUGUACAAAUCAUUCUUAUUUCUACUUUUUAUUGUAUUUUUAAAUCCAGAUUUGUGGAUGCUGAAGCAGUGAUGUAAACCAAGGAACAGGAAAACAAAGCUGUAUGCAAAGUCUGUAAAUAUGAAAUGUGGGUUUGUUCAUACUAGACUAUACACACGCACAGGACUGGAAACUGUAUUUGUAAACUAGCUUUGGUUUGUGUAAUAAAUUACUUUCUAUAACA